AUGUCUCGAGUAUCUGGCCCCCCUCCACAUGGAGUGUACGCUCCGGCCGUUACCUUCUUUGAUGACCAGGAAAACAUCGACUUUGACAGCAUUGCCAAGCAUGUCCAGCGACUUCUCAAAGCUGGAGUGACCGGGCUGGUAGUCCACGGCAGUAACGGCGAAGCUACCCAUCUAAGCGACAAAGAACGGGUAGAGAUCAUCUCGCACAUUCGGUCCACCGCCAGCCUUUUCGAACAGCAAACGCCAAUCAUUGCUGGCUGCAGCGCCAAUAGUGUACGCCAGACACUGGAGCUUAUCAGUCAAGCUCAACAGGCUGGGGCAGACUACGCACUCGUUCUUCCACCGAGCUAUUGGGCAGCCGCCAUGACAAAGCCUAUUAUUAAAUCUUUCUACAGAGAUGUGGCCGCGGAAUCAAAGUUACCUAUAGUUAUCUACAACUUCCCUAAUGUAGCAAGUGGAAUCGAUGUUGAUUCUGAUCUUAUUAUCGAGUUGGCGAGAGAGCUGCCUAACAUUAGCGGCGUCAAGCUCACCUGCGGAAAUCUUGGUAAACUUCAAAGAGUUACUGCUGCUCUUCCGACCAACAAGUUCUCUGCCUUUGCGGGCAAGGCAGACUUUAUGCUCCCGAGCUUGGUAUGUGGCUCAGCAGGUGUCAUCGCAGCCCUAGCAAACGUGGUUCCAGGAGUCCAUGUUGAGCUAUUGCGGGCCUACUCAGCGGGUGAUUUGGAGCGAGCAGCAGCGAUACAGAAGGAUCUUUCUAAUGCUGAUGCUGCUCUGCUAAAGUUUGGGAUCUCGGGUGUCAAGACAUCCUGCCGCAAGUGGUUUGGUUAUGGUGAUGGCCGGGUGAGGCGUCCUCUCCCAACUGUAGAGAUCUCAAGCAUGGAUGGAGAUGCAGUACAGUCGAUUGAGCGGCUGAUCGAGCUGGAAAAGUCUUUGGUCGGGGGAAGCCCCAACUUGUAA
Messenger RNA from Fusarium odoratissimum NRRL 54006, 957 nucleotides. RefSeq lists its product as uncharacterized. The transcript is spliced from 2 exons. The record is from RefSeq and is a predicted model, not a curated record. Gene Ontology annotation, molecular function: 4-hydroxy-tetrahydrodipicolinate synthase activity. Lineage: Eukaryota; Fungi; Ascomycota; Sordariomycetes; Hypocreales; Nectriaceae. The coding region runs from base 1 to 957 and encodes 318 amino acids.